CCAUCGUGACGGCCUACGAGACCAACACCCAACACGAUCCCAACAACAACAACGCCAUGCUGGGAGUCCACGCCUCCGCCUCCGCCAUCAUCCAGUACGGAAAAAUAGGUCGCAAACAGGGGUUGGUGAACGUGGCUCUGGACAUUCUGAGCCGCAUCCACACCAUCCCGACCGUUCCCAUCGUGGACUGCUUCCAGAAGAUCCGACAGCAGGUGAAGUGCUACCUGCAGCUGGCCGGGGUCAUGGGCAAGAACGAGUGCAUGCAGGGUCUGGAGGUGAUCGAGUCGACCAACCUGAAGUACUUCACCAAAGAGAUGACGGCCGAGUUCUACGCUCUGAAGGGGAUGUUCCUGGCUCAAAUUAACAAGUACGUCCUCUCUGGUAUUUCUUUACGUGGAAACUGACAGCGUAACCUUUUUAGCAUUUAUUAAUCUUUCUGUCAGUCAUUUUUUUGUGUUAAAUUGCCUCGCUCUGUGGCUGUGUUGAGCUUGUCAGAUUUGUGCGUUGACAUUUAUGUUUUUUCAACAGAUUACUCUAAAUUUUAGCUAAAAA
Molecule: messenger RNA, 552 nt
Organism: Oryzias melastigma (Indian medaka)
Lineage: Eukaryota; Metazoa; Chordata; Actinopteri; Beloniformes; Adrianichthyidae
Product: transformation/transcription domain-associated protein-like
Exons: 3
Molecular function (GO): protein binding
Source: RefSeq, a predicted model, not a curated record